AUUGUGCCUUGUAAAAGUUGUGUUGAGAGUCGCGUUCUCUUUCGCGAUAGAAGCUUUACAAGUGUUGUCUUAAAUGAAUUAGUUGAGGCUUAAAUUCAGAAAUCAGUUGUAUUGUUGUAUGAGAUCUGCUGAUUACAAGGGAACAGAAGAAAUCGUGAAACUGGUGAACCGAUUUGGUUCCAACAGAAUGUGGAAGGGAAUUCUUGAUUCGCGGGAAAAUACAAGAAUCUGCUGAAGUAUCGUGAACAGCGAAGAUCUACGAUGAUAAUGUUAAGUGUAGAUAAGCACUGGAGGUGUUUGUGGUAAUCUAAGAACGAUAAAGCGAACAGCACAAGAUAAAAACUUUAGUGUCGAUGGUGCUGUUAUGAAGUCAAGCCUUCGAUUGCUUUCGGGUUUUGGUAGAUUUUAAAAGGAUACGUAUUACUACGAGCCUACGUUCUGGAUACCUUCGUUACGAAAGUGCGAACUCAACCGUGAACUAUCGGUGACAAUUUAUACAGAUAAGAAGAAAACAUGCCACUAUUUAAACCGAAAAGUUUACCAAGAUCUCCGGUAACGGAGAAGCCAACCAAUGGUACCCAUCAUGAUAAUCAUACCAAUACCAAUGGUACCAGCCGAAACUCUCAAGAAUUACCACCUGUCAGUCCUCUAGGAAGGCCACAAUUGGUUUUUCAUUGUCAACUGGCUCACGGAAGUCCUAUGGGACUUAUAUCUGGAUUUAGCAAUGUGCGGGAGCUCUACCAGAAGAUUGCCGAGUGCUAUGACAUUCCACCAGAGGAAAUACUUUUCUGCACUUUAAAUACGCACAAAGUAGAAAUGUCGGAAUUGCUCGGUGGGCAAAUUGGCUUGGACGAUUUUAUAUUUGCUCAUAAAAAAGGACGACCGAAGGAAAUCGAACUGGUCAAGACAGACGAUGCACUUGGUCUUACAAUUACGGAUAAUGGCGCUGGCUAUGCAUUUAUCAAGAGAAUCAAGGAGGGUUCCGUGAUAGACAAAGUCAAGGUCAUUCAAGUCGGAGAUCACAUCGAAAAGAUUAAUUCGGAAAAUUUAGUUGGUAGGAGACAUUUCGAAGUUGCCAAGAUGUUAAAGAACAUUCCCAAGGGUUCAAAGUUUACCUUGAGAUUAAUUGAACCACAAAAGAAUGGAUUUGGUAGUAUCGGACCCAGGAGCGAUCCCAGGAAAGGCAAAAAACAGGCUUAUGGUUCCGGUAAAGAAACUCUCAGGUUUAAGGCUGACGGAAGUGCUCAAAUAGAAAAAGUAAGUGACGAUGCAGCUACGGUUGGAAUAGAAAAGAUUAAUUCAAUUCUGGAAAGCUUUAUGGGGAUAAAUGAUAAUGAAUUAGCUACACAAAUUUGGGAAUUGUCAGAAGGAAAACAAAACAGUAUGGACUUUGCUGAGGCUAUUGAUAAUUCUGAUCUGGAAGCUUUUGGCUUCACUGAUGAUUUUGUGAUCGAACUCUGGGGUGCUGUGACUGAUGCGAGAGCGGGACGCCUUCGAUGAUUGACGAUGAGCAUGAUUAAACUUAAAUAUGCAAAAUAAAAUAAUGAUUUAUUUUGUUAUUGAUUUGAGUGAGAAGCUGGCAAAGAAAAGUAACCAGGCCAGAAAGCACUGAACUAGGAAUGUUUGCAAUAUUGUGUCACUUAAAUAUUAAACGGAUAAAUAAUAAAACGGAAUUGUGUAUACGACGAAUAUAUUUUACAUUGAAUUAUUGUGAGCGUGAGGAAAAUAUAUCCUUUAAAUUGAAUAUUAGCAGUCGCGACUUAGUAAUAAACGGGAUAUUCUGUGUCAUUGUAGAUUUACAACAGAUACAGUUAUGGCAAAAUAUAAUUUAUUUAUAAUUCCGGGAUGCCACGCAGAUAUAAUAAUUAUAUUAUAAACGCGAGUGAUCAAGUACAGAGUGUUAAUUCUUUAGGGCCCACCUAAACUUACAAUUAGUGUUAUUUAAUUUAAAGAAUAUCUUUCAAGUGUUUAUAUUGUGUAAUGAGAUUAAACCGUAUAAUAGUAAUAUAUAAAUACCUUGAUAUUUGUAUAGAUACCUUUUAAAUAAAAAUGGUCAUACAAAAUCAA
Molecule: messenger RNA, 2067 nt
Organism: Cephus cinctus (wheat stem sawfly)
Lineage: Eukaryota; Metazoa; Arthropoda; Insecta; Hymenoptera; Cephidae
Gene: kermit
Product: PDZ domain-containing protein GIPC3
Exons: 6
Coding region: 514-1500 (328 amino acids)
Molecular function (GO): protein binding
Source: RefSeq, a predicted model, not a curated record